AAUUAUGUGAUGUGAGGGUCUCAGUGCACGAGAGAGUUGCCAAUAGUACCGUAAAAACGGGAAACAGAGAAUAGCGCUUUAAGAGUCACGUGACAAACACGGAAGUGAAAGUACCACUAAAAAGGAAAAAUGCCUGCCUACCAUUCCAAAUUUACAGAUGCACCUAAACAUAUUGGGAACAUGGCUAUGUUGCCAUUGAGGACAUCAUAUAAAGGGCCAGCACCAAAAGACACGACAGAUUUUGACAUCAUUGACGAGGCUAUUUAUUAUUUCAAGGCAAACAUUUUCUUCAGGACAUAUGAAAUUAAGAGUGAAGCUGACAGAACUCUUAUUUACAUUACAUUAUAUGUUAGUGAAUGUUUGAAGAAAUUACAAAAGUGUGGCUCAAAGAAUGACGGUCAGAAGGAGAUGUACACGUUAGGAAUAACAAAUUUUCCGAUCCCUGGUGAAGGAAAGUUUCCUCUUAAUGCGAUGUUUACAAAACCAGCCAACCGGUCCGAAGAAGAUACAAUGAGAGCAUACCUUCAGCAAAUAAGACAGGAGACCGGACUUAGAAUGUGUGAAAAAGUGUUCGACCCAGCAAAUGAUAAGCCUUCCAAGUGGUGGCUUUGUUUUGCAAAGAGGAAGUUUAUGGAUAAAAGUUUAUCUGCACCAGGACAAUAAGGACACUAAGACUUAGGUUACAAACAAUUACCAUGCUUUCAUCUUGUAUAAAGACAUGUAUAAAACUCUCUUAUCAUCAAACAUCAAAUAGAGUGACAUAGGAGAUAUAUACUUAAAUAACUUCUAGCUUAGGCAAGUGUUAUAACCAAAUGAAAUUGUGUUCAAACAACAUUGUUAACAGGACACUAAUUAUGAAAAGCACAAAAUGCUUAAAUUUGAAGAAAAAAAGUUUGCAUCUUUUUGUUAUUAGCAUUAUUUCUUUUCAUCCAAGUGAUUAGAAUCAUUAGACUGACAAUAAACCAAAACAUUUUAGAUAUUAUUUUGUAUGCAAUAAAUAAUUUACUGUUCUAAAGUUUGCUUCUUCAGUACUAUUACUUUGAAUAUUUACUAAUAUUUCUGUUAUCACAGUAUGUAUUGAUAUUUGUGAUUGGCUGUCUUAUUGUACUUACCCAUGAUUCUAAUUAUGUAAUGUUAAUUCUGAUUGGCUAUCUAUUAAGAUUUACCCAUAAUUUUAUGUAUUUUUCAAUGUGAUUGGCUAUCUCCAUCAUUCUUGUUGAGUUUGUAUGUGUUUAUUAUGACCAAAUUAUGAGAUAUUAGCAAAGUAUCCAUGUAAUAAUGGUUACUUUACGAUAUAUUUGAACAAUAUUUUCACAUUUUUAUUCAGUGAACUAUAUAAAUGUAACAAUGCAUGUGUUUUAUGUACUUAACUUGUUACUGUAAAAUAAACAUGUGUAAUAUUUA
Ruditapes philippinarum (Manila clam) is the source of this 1404-nucleotide messenger RNA. Its product is annotated as actin-related protein 2/3 complex subunit 3-like. Lineage: Eukaryota; Metazoa; Mollusca; Bivalvia; Venerida; Veneridae. Bases 130 to 663 code for a protein of 177 amino acids. Gene Ontology annotation, molecular function: actin filament binding. The transcript has 7 exons. The record is from RefSeq and is a predicted model, not a curated record. Gene Ontology annotation, biological process: Arp2/3 complex-mediated actin nucleation; regulation of actin filament polymerization. Gene Ontology annotation, cellular component: cytoskeleton; Arp2/3 protein complex.